This is a messenger RNA of Strongylocentrotus purpuratus (purple sea urchin), 1883 nucleotides long. RefSeq names its product putative E3 ubiquitin-protein ligase UBR7 (gene ubr7). The transcript is spliced from 10 exons. The coding region runs from base 31 to 1650 and encodes 539 amino acids. Gene Ontology annotation, cellular component: cytoplasm. NCBI's taxonomy places the organism in Eukaryota, Metazoa, Echinodermata, Echinoidea, Camarodonta, Strongylocentrotidae. The record is from RefSeq and is a predicted model, not a curated record. Gene Ontology annotation, molecular function: zinc ion binding; ubiquitin protein ligase activity.
GAAUAAACGGAGGGGUUGUGGCUUGUAAACAUGAUGGAGAACGACGAGCAGGACGUUGUUUCUAUGGUUGAUGUCUUGCAGCAAGAUAAUGAACUUGAAGAAGAAGCAGCAGCAGUGCUUGGUGAUAGUGAUGAUAAAUGUUGCACAUAUCCGAUGGGCUAUGUGAGCAGACAAGCUCUGUAUGCUUGUUUAACAUGCAGGGGUAAUCGGGACUCUUUGGCAGGUAUCUGUUUAGCUUGCAGCUAUGAAUGUCAUGAGGGUCAUGAGUUUGUGGAGUUGUACACAAAAAGGGACUUUCGUUGUGAUUGUGGGAAUACAAAGUUUCCCAACUUGACUUGCAAGCUCAUCAAAAUUAAACAAGCAGUGAACUCAGAAAACCAAUACAAUCACAAUUUCACCGGAGUCUACUGCACAUGCAACAGGCCUUACCCCGAUCCCGAAGAUUCGAAUGAGGAUGAGAUGAUCCAGUGUGUGUUGUGUGAAGACUGGUAUCAUGGUAGGCAUAUUGGAUGUAGCAGUGUACCAGAUAGUGACGGCUACCAAGAGAUGGUGUGUGAGACAUGUAUGGACAAAUGUGACUUUCUCUGGAACUAUACUCUCCACAGUGUAGAAACCAAAGUUGUGAAAGAGGAAACAUCUUCCAACAUCGAUGUGACGUCUACUGACGAGAAUAAACCAAAUUCAAGCAAAUCCCAAGAAAACCCUUCUGCCAAUGGAAGUAGCCAUUCAGUGGAUACUAAGGAUGCAGCAUCAACAUCAUGUGAUAGUGUGACAGUGAACAAUGAAGCACAGAGUGAGGGAAAUACUGGAAUAGAUUCCCAGACAUCAGGUCUAGCUUCUUCUGACAGUGUUUCAUCUGCAGUAAUGGGUACUGUCUCCAAGGAAUCAUCAAGCACUUCAGCCAUUGCAACGGUUGCUGGAUCCGAUGGUGUUUCAUCUUCGACCGACUCCAGCAAGAUGUCAGGUGCAGGAGAUGCCAACAAAACUGAUACCUGUCCAGAAAGCAGUGUUGCAAGCAGUUCUCAUGGCAGCAACACUGUUAAAGUGGAAUCAUCAGCUACAAUAUCUGUAACUCUAUCAGCAACCAAGAAGGAUGAAGCCUCAACAUCUGAGGCAGCUUCAUCAUCGUCAAAUGCUACAACAUUGCUAACCCCAGAUGACAAGCGAGUCUCACUAGCUCCCGCACAAGGAAGUGCAGAGGAAGACUUGACAGCAGGAGAUUGCCGACUGAAGCAGCUCAGCAACAGAACGGUUGAAAGGAAGAAGGGUUCUGUUUUCUGGCCUAUUGGGUGGAGAACCAAGCUUUGUACCUGUACAGAAUGCAAGGCAAUGUAUGAUAGACUGAAGGUGAGUUUCUUGCAAGACCCAAACGAUUCUGUGGCAGCCUAUGAGGAGAGAGGGAAGGGCAAGCGUAAGAGAUCACAGUACGAUCAGGGAAUGGAGGCUCUCUCUAACAUGGAUCGUGUGCAGCAAGGCGAGAUGAUGCAUGGCUACCAUGAUAUGAAGUCAGCUCUCAGUGAUUUCCUGAGGAGCUUUGCUGAGCAAGGAAAGGUGGUAACAGCCAGUGAUAUCCAGGAGUUCUACGAGAGUCUGACCAGAAAGAGGCAAAGGGUCGGGUCUGCGGGGAGUAUGCAGUACAUGUGUCGCUAAACGCAAUAUACAUGGAUAAAAGACCAGUAGGCUGUCCUGGCAAUGAGAAGGAAUAAUUUACCAGGGUGUGAAGGCGUCCAGAAUCUGGCAGUUUCCAAUAGACCAGUUUGAAGUUAGUACAUUACAGAAAUGGGUUAAAGCUUAUCUGCCGUAGUUUACAGGAGGGAUUAGACUGCCCUGCAAGGUCACUGGACAGGUGGUUAUCUCAUCAACUCUGCUCUCAGUUAACAUAA